AUGGCUUCCCGCCCGCCCAAAGGCCAAAUCUACGACUCCGUCGCCAGCGACUACGACAUCAUCUGGAGCACCCCCGCCUGCAAAAUCCUCUUCCCCCUGCUCGACGACAACCUCCGCCGCGAAGGACCAUGGGAAGGGGCAUCGGUGCUCGAUCUCGCCUGCGGCACCGGCUUCGGGCUGCGCGAGAUGAAGAAGCUGGGCGCGACGAAGCUCGUGGGCGUGGACAUUAGCGACGAAAUGCUGGGCGUCGCCAAACAGGUGUCGCCCGACGCUGGGUUCGAACUGCACCACGCCGACUGCUCGCAGCCCCUCUCCCACCUGCCGCUGGAAGAGGGCUCCUUCGACCUCGUGCUUGCCAUGUGGCUACUCAACUACCCCGACAGCCGGGCCGCGAUCGCAGGCAUGUGGAAGAACAUUGCCACGUACCUCAAGAAGGGCUCCAAGUUCAUCGGCAUCAUCCAGAACCAGGACAACGUGCACCCCUCCUGCAUGCAGGGCAAGCUGAAGGAGUUUGGGGUGGAGGAGUCGAAUUUCCGCCAGCUGCCGUCGGGCGACGGCGUGCAGAUGCACAUCGUGUUCGACACGGAGCCCGUGGUGGAGUUUGACACGUUUGUGCUGAAGAAGCACAUUUUCGAGGAGGAGGCGAAGAAGGCGGGGUUCAAGGACUUGCGCUAUGUGCGUGCUGGGGACGAGGUGAGGAAGGAGGUGGAGGGCAAGAGUGAGGAGUGGUGGAAGGAGUUGCUCGAGGAGUACCCCAACCAGGUCGUCAUUGCCGUCAAGGAGUAG
Molecule: messenger RNA, 786 nt
Organism: Neohortaea acidophila
Lineage: Eukaryota; Fungi; Ascomycota; Dothideomycetes; Mycosphaerellales; Teratosphaeriaceae
Product: S-adenosyl-L-methionine-dependent methyltransferase
Exons: 1
Coding region: 1-786 (261 amino acids)
Source: RefSeq, a predicted model, not a curated record